AGGCCCAAUUAUGUUCUGGAAGCUUCUGCUGAGUGUUUCCAUAAUUCUCCUCAUGGACAUAGGAGAAAGAGUGCUGACAAUUCAAUUGAUUAAACGUUGUAAUCUAUGUGACCACUAUGAUGGGUACAAAUGCCGCACUGGCAUGAAGUCAUGCUGGAAGUUAGACAUAUGGACACAUAACAGAACUUGUACCACAGAAUUCUAUUAUUUUAGUGACCGUUUCACGGGAUUAUACCUUUUUCGUUAUGCAAAAUUUAAUUGUAAACCCUGUGCACCUGGAAUGUAUCAAAUGUUCCAUGACCUCCUGAGAGAAACAUAUUGCUGUACUGAAAAGAACUUCUGUAAUGAUGGCACUGCUAACUCAGAUAUCUCACCAAUAAUUGUAGAAGAUAUGAGGGUAGUGAAAGAGUUGAAUGAUGACUAAAAUAAUGAGGAUUUAAAUACCACAUGCCCCUGUGUUUCUGACAUUUAUAAAACCCAGGCC
Grammomys surdaster is the source of this 484-nucleotide messenger RNA. RefSeq lists its product as uncharacterized. The transcript has 4 exons. Lineage: Eukaryota; Metazoa; Chordata; Mammalia; Rodentia; Muridae. Bases 11 to 424 code for a protein of 137 amino acids. The record is from RefSeq and is a predicted model, not a curated record.